Paramecium tetraurelia is the source of this 531-nucleotide messenger RNA. RefSeq lists its product as uncharacterized. NCBI's taxonomy places the organism in Eukaryota, Ciliophora, Oligohymenophorea, Peniculida, Parameciidae. The transcript is spliced from 2 exons. The record is from RefSeq and is a predicted model, not a curated record.
AUGAAAUUCGUUUUAGUUGUUUAUCUUUUUUGUGUUAUUUUUGUGAACUGCUCAAUCAGUCAAAGUACAUAUAUCUUCUAUUAAGUAUUGAGUCCAAAAUCAUCAAAAAGGUCAUAGAUGGUGAGGAUAGAUGAAAUAUCUUAAGAAUAUGAAGAUGCCAUAUACGAAUAUGAUGCAUAUCCUGAUGAGCUGAGUUUAGGACACUAGUUAGAUUUAGGAAGGAUGAUUGAUAAUUAUGAUAUCCCAGAGGACUGUUUUGAGGAAGUGAUUAGUGUAUAUGAAUACUACGAUGUCGAUGAACCUGAUUAAAAUCAAGAGAAGAGUAAUCCUAACAAUUUUUAAGUACAUGAUAUGGGAGAGGAAGAAUUUCUCAAGCUAGAGUAGGGAGUAGAUGAAAACGGGAAUGUGCAAAGUGUCAUAGUUAAACAAUAGUAGAGAGAGCAAAUGCAAGGCACUCAAGGAAAUGACAAAAAGAGUAAAUAAAAGAAAAAACAGAGCAGCAUGCACUUACGAAAGAAACAAAAGAAAUGA